Molecule: messenger RNA, 4685 nt
Organism: Bufo bufo (common toad)
Lineage: Eukaryota; Metazoa; Chordata; Amphibia; Anura; Bufonidae
Gene: ANO3
Product: anoctamin 3
Exons: 27
Coding region: 275-3331 (1018 amino acids)
Biological process (GO): chloride transmembrane transport
Cellular component (GO): plasma membrane
Molecular function (GO): protein dimerization activity; chloride channel activity
Source: RefSeq, a predicted model, not a curated record
CUCUCUGCUGUCCCUGACAGGAUCCUGCACUUUCAAAGACAACGACUCCUUCAAGUCUAGCAGAAGAAUAAAUAAUUGAAGCAACGAGGUGGUGCCGCUUUUAGAAACUCUUCUAACGUAUCUUAUGGGAGACAAGGAGCCGAUGAUUGAAGUGGGAAAGAAGAAAAAGUGGCUGUAGACCACAACUCUGCACUUUCAUAACUUUGCCCUUUGAAAGGUGGAUAUAUAUUUUUCCCUUUUUUUUUUUUUUUUUGGAAGGUGAAAGGUUUUCAGAAUGUCAGCAGUGAAAGUUGAAUUGGAUAAUCUUUCCUCAGAAGAAAUUGAGUGUGAUAAUGACUUCAAAUCCAAUUUUAUUGUGACAAUCACCAGUGAAGCAGAUGUCGAUUACUCUGAACCUGAAUGUAUGGCUUCAAGUAGUAACACCUCUGGGAUGUUUAAGAGCAAGAGCGGAACAGAUAAAGAACACCAACUGAAGCCAUCAAGAAGAAGUAUGCCAUGUUUAGCCCAAAGCCAAACCCACCCCCAGCAUCUGAACAAGCAGUCUACAGUGCUCCAGCAGAAUAAAGUCCAGCCUCAACCAGAUAGUGAAGGAUCGUCAGCAAUCGAUGCAGAGCCUCAGCAAGAUUCUACAAGAGAUACCUACACGGAUGACUCGGAACAUGGAACGUACGACUGCCGCACCGAUCAAUCUCUGCUCAUUCAGCACAAGCUCAACAGACAAAAACAAGCCUCUCGGAAAUCUCAAAAGUGUAAAGAAGAGUCAAUGAACAGAGAGAAGCGGCGGUUAUCGUCGCGCACAGACUCGAGUGAAAUGGCUUCGGUGAUGUCCCUCGGCCUAUAUUUUAAAGAUGGAAUAAAACGCAUUGAUUACAUUUUGGUCUAUAAGAAAUCCAGCCCACAGAUCGAAAAGCGCAACACCUUUGAGAAGAACCUUAGAGCCGAGGGCUUAAUGCUGGAAAGGGAAAAUUCUAUAACCAACAACGACAUUAUAUUUGUAAAAGUCCACUGUCCAUGGGACACCUUGUGCAAAUAUGCAGAGCGGAUGAACAUCAGAAUGCCUUUUAGGAAAAAAUGUUAUUACACUGACUGGAGGAGCAAAACCAUGGGCAGUUUGCAGAGGAAUAUGAGGCAACUUAAAAGCUGGCUGCCUAGAAACCCAAUGAAGCUUGACAAAGAGGCCCUUCCAGACCUAGAGGAGACAGAUUGCUAUACAGCUCCAUUCAGUCGAGCUCGCAUGCACCACUUCACAAUAAACAACAAAGACUCAUUCUUUAGUAACUCCACAAGAAGCCGCAUUGUCCAUCAUGUCUUGCAGAGGACGAAAUAUGAAGAUGGAAAAUCAAAAAUGGGAAUCAACAGAUUGCUCAGCAAUGGAACAUAUGAAGCAGCUUUUCCACCCCAUGAGGGGAGCCACAAGAGCAGACACCCAAUCAAAACCCAUGGGGCCCAGAAUCACAGGCACCUGUUGUAUGAGCGGUGGGCACGUUGGGGGAUGUGGUAUAAGUAUCAGCCGCUGGAUUUAAUCAGGAGGUACUUUGGUGAGAAGAUCGGCCUGUACUUUGCAUGGUUGGGCUGGUAUACAGGGAUGCUCAUUCCUGCGGCUCUGGUUGGAUUGUUUGUCUUUCUCUAUGGAUUAUUUACCAUGGACUCCAGCCAAGUCAGUAUAGAGAUCUGUGAAGCAAAUGAAACCAUCAUGUGUCCGAUGUGUGAGAAGAAUUGCACACUCCAGAGGCUCAAUGAGAGCUGCAUAUAUGCAAAGGUGACUCAUUUAUUUGAUAAUGGAGGCACGGUGUUCUUUGCUAUAUUCAUGGCAAUAUGGGCCACUGUAUUUCUUGAGUUCUGGAAGAGGAGAAGAGCUGUUCUCACCUAUGAUUGGGACCUCAUAGACUGGGAAGAUGAAGAGGAAGAAUUACGUCCACAGUUUGAAGCAAAAUAUUCCAAAUUGGAGAGGGUGAAUCCUAUCACUGGCAAGCCUGAACCCUUCCAGCCUUUCAGUGACAAGCUCAGUCGACUCAUGGUGUCUGUAUCAGGAAUAUUCUUCAUGAUCUCUUUAGUGUUGACUGCAGUCUUUGCAGUGGUCGUCUAUCGACUGGUCGCCACGGAACAGUUUGUCUCAUUAGACUGGAAGUUCAUUAAGAAGUAUUGGCAGUUUGCAACAUCUGGCACUGGGGUCUGCAUAAAUUUCAUGAUCAUCAUGUCCCUUAAUGUGAUAUACGAGAAAGUUGCCUAUCUUCUUACAAACUUAGAGCAUCCAAGAACGGAAUCUGAAUGGGAAAACAGUUUUGCUUUGAAAAUGUUCCUCUUCCAGUUCGUCAACUUAAAUAGCUCCAUAUUUUACAUUGCCUUUUUUCUUGGCAGGUUUGCCGGGAGACCUGGAAAAUAUAACCGACUUUUCCAAAGAUGGAGACUGGAGGAGUGUCACCCAAGUGGCUGUCUAAUAGAUCUUUGCUUGCAAAUGGGAGUCAUUAUGGUUUUAAAACAAAUGUGGAAUAACUUCAUGGAGCUUGGAUAUCCACUUCUUCAGAAUUGGUGGUCUCGAAGGAAAAUAAAGAAAGGAGGACAAGCUGUAGAAAGCAAAUUAACAUUGCCACAGUGGGAAAAAGACUGGAACCUGCAGCCCAUGAACGCUCAUGGUUUGAUGGAGGAGUAUUUAGAAAUGGUCAUACAGUUUGGAUUCACCACAAUCUUCGUAGCUGCUUUUCCGCUGGCUCCUCUUCUGGCUUUGCUUAAUAAUAUAAUUGAGAUAAGACUGGACGCUUAUAAGUUUGUUACGCAAUGGAGAAGGCCCAUGCCAGCCCGAGCGACUGAUAUAGGAAUCUGGUAUGGAAUUUUGGAAGGAAUUGGUGUUCUGGCCGUUAUCACCAACGCCUUUGUCAUUGCUAUCACCUCUGAUUAUAUCCCUCGCUUUGUAUAUGCCUUCAAGUAUGGACCGUGUCAGGAUCAAGGCUACAGACAUGAGAAAUGCCUUCGAGGCUACGUGAACAGUAGUUUAUCCAUAUUUGAUCUGAGUGAGCUUGGUCAGGGAUAUACUGGCUACUGCAGAUACCGAGAUUAUCGGGCACCUCCCUGGAGCUCAAAUCCUUAUGAGUUCACCUUGCAGUUUUGGCAUGUUUUGGCUGCACGAUUAGCCUUUAUCAUAGUUUUUGAGCACCUAGUUUUUGGGAUAAAAUCCUUCAUUGCUUACCUCAUCCCUGAUAUGCCAAAAGAUCUAUGUGACCGAAUGAGACGAGAAAAGUACCUGGUCCAGGAGAUGAUGUACGAGGCUGAACUGGAGCAUUUACAACGAGAACGGAAAAAGAAUGGAAAACACUAUAACCAUGAAUGGCCUUAAGAGACCUAACAGGAAAAAAAGAAAAAGAAAACUUGCACUUAUAAGACAGCAGACGAGAUAUUUUUUUUUUUUAUGUGGUAUGAUCUUCAUUGCAAAUUUUUUUGUAUGGAACAUGUAUGUCUAUUACAGGAGCAUGGUCAUAUAUGUACUGUAUAUUGAUAUGUGCAUACCAGCCAUAUACAGUAUAAACUGGAAUAUACAUGGUGUUGGAGCAUUAAUGCAAUGAAAUAUUUUUUAACUGAUGCAGUGUUAUGGCGAGUGAAGUGUUUCCAGUAUAGUUUGACCUCUGUCAGGUCAAUAAUCGGAAACCAUUCCACCAUACAUCCUGAGUUUUGAAUAUACCUAUAUCUGCAUUAGCACGUGAACAAUAUGCCAACCCCUGGCACUUUAUCUACAACAUGUCCUACAGUAUUUAUCAAGUCUGUGGCUGCUCGUGACUUGUAGAUACUAACUGGCCUACAUUCCCACCAAUGGUGGUCACUAAAGAGAUGUCCAUACGUUGAGCAGUAGACCAGGUCUUUAAUGCAAUGCAAAUUGCUAAAAAUUAAUAAAAAAUCAAGUGGACCAUCUCAUAGAUGUACUUCUACAAAAUCUCAACACAGAAGACAGGGAAUGACAUCUGAAAGUUCUCCUUAAGAGAAGUUGGAAACAUCUCCAUGGACUGAACCUACAAGACACUCUUCCAAAGACUUAAUCUAAAAGCAUGACUUGGACCAUGCAGAGGGCUUAGAGAUUUUGUAGGGUGCUGGACAUCCACAGAAAGCAGCCUCAGCAUCCAGGCAGCCUAAUGGCUAUCACCUCAAGUCGAUUGGAUUAAAAAAAUUGGAUCUUUGAUCUAAUGUUUUUGUGAUUAUCGUUGCCUACUUUACAUAUGACUUGCACGUAAAAGAUCCAAUCAGUUUGGUUUUAAAAGCUUUUAGAAAUGACUUGCACAUCUUUUUAAAUAGAUAGAACCUUUAUGAAAUAUUUAUUACAUUUACUGUGCAAAAAAAAACUAUGCAGUUAUAAAGCUUGUUCCCGAUAGAUUGGGAGGAGGGGGCCCUAGUCUUUUAAUCAUUCAGUGGGGGAAAGGGACCUCUGAAUCACUGAAUGGGUCAGUGUUACAAUAUGCUUCCGUCUAAAAGAUUGCAAAAAGUGUUUGUUCCAAGGCAAAAAAAAAAAUGGAAAACAAUUUGGAAAAUUGCUCCAGGUUUUUCAAAAUGGCUUUCAUUUGGCUUGCCAUGUCUUGCUACAAACAUUGACGAUUUGCAAACAAAUUUGCACGUGUUUACCUAAUUUAUGAUUUUUUUUGUCAGUUAUGUUAUGCCUUGUAAUUACUUGACUAAAAUAUUUAAAAUGAAUGGCAUAUUUGAAU